Lampris incognitus (smalleye Pacific opah) is the source of this 2024-nucleotide messenger RNA. RefSeq names its product RuvB-like AAA ATPase 2 (gene ruvbl2). The record is from RefSeq and is a predicted model, not a curated record. The coding region runs from base 202 to 1596 and encodes 464 amino acids. Gene Ontology annotation, biological process: box C/D snoRNP assembly; chromatin remodeling; regulation of transcription by RNA polymerase II. Gene Ontology annotation, molecular function: ATP hydrolysis activity; DNA helicase activity; ATP binding. The transcript is spliced from 14 exons. Gene Ontology annotation, cellular component: Ino80 complex; Swr1 complex; R2TP complex. NCBI's taxonomy places the organism in Eukaryota, Metazoa, Chordata, Actinopteri, Lampriformes, Lampridae.
UCUAUCUAUCUAUCUAUCUAUCUAUCUAUCUAUCUAUCUAUCUGUCCAUUUCUUUACACUUCCGUUUGUUUUACUUUUCUUUACUGUUUUUCUUUCUCUCUUCUUCAUGAUUCCCCUCCGAACAAACUGUUGUUGCUCUUCGGACACAUUUCGCCUGCGCACCCAGAGAAUUUAGCGCCGCGCUCUCGCAACUCAACAAGUAUGGCUGCACCGAUGGCGUCAACAAAGGUUCCAGAGGUUCGGGACAUUACUCGGAUAGAGAGAAUCGGUGCACAUUCUCACAUUCGUGGCCUUGGUUUGGAUGAUGCUUUGGAGCCAAGACAGGUGUCUCAGGGGAUGGUUGGCCAGCUGGCUUCCCGUCGGGCUGCGGGUGUCAUCCUGGAGAUGAUCAAAGAUGGCCACAUUGCCGGCAGGGCUGUCUUGAUAGCUGGCCAGCCUGGCACAGGAAAGACGGCCAUUGCUAUGGGUAUUGCCCAGUCGCUUGGCCCUGAUACACCCUUCACAGCACUGGCUGGCAGUGAGAUCUUCUCUCUCGAGAUGAGCAAGACCGAGGCCCUCAGCCAAGCAUUUAGAAAAGCAAUUGGAGUGAGAAUCAAAGAAGAGACGGAGAUCAUCGAAGGAGAGGUCGUGGAGAUCCAGAUUGACAGGCCAGCCACUGGAACAGGUGCCAAGGUGGGCAAGCUGACUCUAAAGACCACAGAGAUGGAGACCAUCUAUGACUUGGGCAACAAGAUGAUUGAGAGUCUCAGUAAAGAGAAGGUUCAAGCUGGAGACGUUAUAACCAUUGACAAAGCCACCGGGAAGAUCAGCAAACUGGGCCGUUCGUUCACCAGAGCCAGAGACUAUGAUGCCAUGGGAGCCCAGACGCAGUUUGUCCAGUGUCCAGAGGGGGAGCUGCAGAAGAGGAAAGAGGUGGUUCAUACAGUGUCCCUCCACGAGAUUGAUGUUAUCAACAGCCGCACACAAGGCUUCCUGGCGCUCUUCUCUGGAGACACCGGAGAGAUCAAGUCUGAAGUUCGCGAGCAGAUCAACGCUAAAGUGUCUGAGUGGAGGGAAGAGGGCAAAGCCGAGAUAAUUCCAGGGGUGUUAUUUAUUGAUGAGGUCCAUAUGUUGGACAUGGAGUGCUUCUCCUUCCUGAACCGUGCGCUGGAGAGUGACUUGUCCCCCGUUCUGAUCAUGGCUACCAACAGAGGGAUCACUCGUAUCCGUGGCACAAACUACCAGAGCCCCCAUGGUAUCCCCAUUGAUUUGCUAGACCGUCUUCUCAUCAUCGCUACCUCACCCUACACCGAGAAAGAGACGAGGCAGAUCCUCAAGAUUAGGUGUGAGGAGGAGGAUGUGGAGCUGAGUGAGGAGGCUCACACAGUCCUGACGCGCAUCGGCCUGGAGACGUCACUGCGCUAUGCCAUCCAGCUGAUCAGCACCGCUGGCCUGGUGUGUCGCAAACGCAGGGGGACGGAGGUGCAGGUGGAGGACAUCAAGAGGGUGUAUUCUCUGUUCCUGGACGAGGCCAGAUCCUCUCAGUACAUGAAGGAGUACCAGGAUUCCUUCCUCUUUAACGAAACAAAAGACGCCCAGAUGGACACGUGUCUAUGAAGACGAGACAUUUUUUACCUGUGAAGUUUUGCUGCUGUUUGCUACUGGUUCCUGGGGGUUGGAGACGAUUCAGAAUUUUGAAUAUAAUUAAAGUUUCACUCAAGAGUAUCUGAUAUCCCAAUGAAGAUGUAUCGUUUAAAGGAAAAUAAUUGAAAUUUCAAAGGAACCCAUUGAGUUUCCUUUUUAAGUCUCGCACCUCAGAUUCAACCUUCUGUCCAAAUCCACAUUUGCUGAAUUAAAUUUGACCGUAUUUCAAAAAAACUGAAUUUAAACACGCUCUGUUCUUUAUGGAGGCCUUGUGGUGGGAAUAUCCAUUCCGUUCAUGUUCUGUUGACUUGUCUUUACAUGUGGUUUGUUUUUUUUUUGUUGCAUUUAUUAAACUCAAACUUUUAUGAAGACACAUGGUGUUUUCCCCUCCUUCCAUUUUU